Arabidopsis lyrata subsp. lyrata is the source of this 1198-nucleotide messenger RNA. RefSeq names its product probable E3 ubiquitin-protein ligase RHB1A. Lineage: Eukaryota; Viridiplantae; Streptophyta; Magnoliopsida; Brassicales; Brassicaceae. The record is from RefSeq and is a predicted model, not a curated record. The coding region runs from base 249 to 821 and encodes 190 amino acids. The transcript is spliced from 5 exons. Gene Ontology annotation, molecular function: ubiquitin-protein transferase activity.
UAUUUAAAGGUAUUUAAUUAGGCAAACUAAUCAAGUGGGGUUACAGUAUAAUUAGACUAGAGAAAUUAGAGAGAGCUCGCUCUUUGUCGAAACUCGAAACCCUCCCUCUCCACCAUUUCUUCUUCUCACUUUUCAUCACCGGAGAAGGACCGCAUAAUCUUAAUCUCCGGCGACAUCUCAGUGCAUCUGUAAAAUGCUUCAAGGACUGUUGUUUGCAACUCUUGCUUAAAUAUUAUAGUUGGUGCAAAAUGGGAGGUUGCUGUAGUUCUUCGAGGAAGUCGCAUCUUGUUGGAACACCUGUUUACUAUUAUUGUCCAGAAUCUUUUGAAGAGCUCGGGCCUUCAGGAGCCCGGGCUGGUGUGGGAUCAGCAUUCACCACAGGCCUCUUGGUUGAUAUAGGUUUGGAUUUCUCCAUACCUGACACCUUUUGUGCUCCUGCUCCUCUUCCAUAUGAUUUGCUUUUGGGACGACCACAAUGCACAGAUUCUGAGUCCAUCAAAGGAAGGAUGAGUGGAAGCAGUUUUGAAACGCUAGCGACAUGUGAAGAUCUUGGGGAACCAGACUGUAAAACUCAAGCCAGUUCAGUCAUUCUUUCACCGAGGCAAUCAGAUUUCUCUAAACAGAAAGGAUUGAAGAUAUUGGUAGAUGAAGAGGAGGACUGCUGUCCUAUUUGCUUUGAAGAUUAUGAUGUUGAGAAUCCAAGACUAACGACAAACUGUGAGCACGAUUUUCACCUCUCUUGUCUUCUGGGGUGGAUUGAAAGAAGCGAUAGAUGCCCAAUAUGUGAUAAGGAAGUUGUGUUUGAUGAUUGUUUGAACUAGCAUCAUCACUAUCCCCUGGCUUGAAAGUUUGAAGGUGUGGCGCUUUGUUUGGUUAGUCUACUACAUAAUUAGCAUAUAUCUAUUUUGUUUCUUCCUCGCACAUAAGUGUUGGGUCUCCACAUUUUCCACUUAGUUUUGUCGAAUUGGUUAUGUUCCUGCCGUUGUGCGAUCAUAUAGAAGUACAGAACAAUUGUAAAUAUUACCUAGCUUCUUCUGGGUGGUUCGUGUGUGAUCUCGGGGUGUGAUAGAAGGACCACCGUUUCAGUAUUUUAAUUGUUUGCAUCUCCAAAUUUAUGUUCACUCUUGUCUUGAUCCAUGAUUCUAUCUUAAGCAUGAAGCAUGAGUGGGUAAAUUCCCUGAUCUGGGAAUCAUAAUAA